This is a messenger RNA of Nymphalis io (European peacock), 761 nucleotides long. It is a transcript of the gene CSN8, whose product is annotated as COP9 signalosome complex subunit 8. Lineage: Eukaryota; Metazoa; Arthropoda; Insecta; Lepidoptera; Nymphalidae. Gene Ontology annotation, cellular component: COP9 signalosome. Gene Ontology annotation, biological process: COP9 signalosome assembly; protein deneddylation. The transcript is spliced from 4 exons. Bases 154 to 711 code for a protein of 185 amino acids. The record is from RefSeq and is a predicted model, not a curated record.
CAACUGUCAUUGUUUCGUCCGAUUUCAUUUCGAACUUUCGAAGUUGCGAUUUCAUUUUCAAGACAAUAUAAUAAGUUCUAAUGUUAACGAUUGCUUAUUUAUAAAAUCAGUUUCAAUUCACUACUUAAGAAACUAUUAAGUACAUUUAAAAACAUGAUUACAAAUUUUGAUAAGCUAUGUACAGAAUUAGAGAAACAAGAAUUGGAGGCAACAAAUGGAGUCGCUUCAAUAUCAACAUAUGCACAAUUAUUAGCAAUAUACCUUUAUCAAAAUGAUCUAUGUAAUGCAAAAUUUUUAUGGAAAAGAAUCCCUCAAAAUAUUACAAGCAGCAAUCCUGAGUUAAUGGCAAUAUGGGCUAUUGGACAAAAACUAUGGAAGAAAGACCUCGCUGCUACUUACCAUGCUCUGUCUGCCUACAUAUGGACGGAACCAGUUGCUAAUAUAAUAAGAGCUCUAGAAGAGAAAGUUCGUGAAAGAGCAUUUAAUUUGAUCGGACGUUCAUAUAGUACUAUAUCCGUAGACACCGUGGUGCUUAUGACAGGACUGAGUCGUGAAGCAGUUUUUCAAAUAUGCCGAGACCGUAAAUGGGAUAUUCACGUUGAUGGAGUCACCAUCAUACCAACUCCACCCUCUCAACCCGCUCCUCUACAUACCUCAAGUGAAGACCAAUUGUUCAAGCUCACAGAAUUUGUGUCAUUCUUAGAAAACUAAAUUUAGAAUUAUGUUUAUUUAAAAAUAAAAAAAUUGGCUAAUUAAGUGUA